GAGACCUGGGGGCCGGGGCCGCUUCUGGAUUCCCAUCUGCUAUCCUCUCUCGCUCCGUCGAUUCGGAGGGGAGGUGGCGACCUCGGCCUCCAGUGUGUCCAGCGGAGUGAAGUGGCAGCGGCGGCCGGGAUGGUGCUGCUGGGUUUACUGCAGGCGGGCGGGUCGGUGCUGGGGCAGGCGAUGGAGCAGGUGACAGGCGGCAACCUCCUGUCCAAACUGCUGAUCACCUGCGCCUUCACCCUCAGCUUGGUCUACCUGGCCCGACUCGCCCUCAGCCACCUGGUCCAGCUGCCUGCCGGGGCGAAAAGUCCACCAUAUAUUUUCUCUCCAAUUCCAUUUCUUGGACAUGCCAUAGCAUUUGGGAAAAGUCCAAUUGAAUUUCUGGAAAAUGCAUAUGACAAGUACGGACCUAUAUUUAGUUUUACCAUGGUGGGCAGGACGUUUACUUAUCUCCUGGGGAGUGAUGCUGCUGCACUGCUUUUUAAUAGUAAAAAUGAAGACCUGAAUGCAGAAGAAGUCUACAGUCGCCUGACAACACCUGUGUUUGGGAAGGGAGUUGCAUAUGAUGUGCCUAAUCAAGUUUUCUUGGAACAGAAGAAAAUGUUAAAAAGUGGCCUUAACAUAGCCCACUUUAGAGAGCACGUUUCUAUAAUUGAAAAGGAAACAAAGGAUUACUUUCAAAGUUGGGGAGAAAGUGGAGAAAAAAAUUUGUUUGAAGCCCUUUCUGAGCUCAUAAUUUUAACAGCUAGCCAUUGUUUACAUGGAAAGGAAAUCAGAAGUCAACUCAAUGAGAAGGUGGCACAGCUGUAUGCAGAUUUGGAUGGAGGUUUUAGCCAUGCUGCCUGGCUGCUGCCAGGUUGGCUGCCCUUGCCUAGUUUCAGACGCAGGGACAGAGCUCAUCGGGAGAUCAAGAAUAUUUUCUAUCAGGCAAUCCAGAAACGCAGACAGUCAGAUAAAAAAAUUGAUGACAUUCUCCAAACUUUGCUAGAUGCAACAUACAAGGACGGGCGUCCUUUGACUGAUGAUGAAGUAGCCGGGCUGCUGAUUGGACUGCUCUUGGCAGGGCAGCAUACAUCCUCAACCACUAGUGCCUGGAUGGGCUUCUUUUUGGCUAGAGACAAAACACUUCAAGAAAGAUGUUAUUUGGAACAGAAAACAGUCUGUGGAGAAGGUCUCCCUCCUUUAAAUUAUGACCAGCUCAAGGAUCUAAAUUUACUUGAUCGCUGUAUAAAAGAAACAUUAAGACUUAGGCCUCCUAUAAUGACCAUGAUGAGAAUGGCCAAAACUCCUCAGAUUGUGGCAGGGUAUACCAUUCCUCCAGGACAUCAGGUGUGUGUUUCUCCCACUGUCAAUCAAAGACUUAAAGACUCAUGGAUAGAACGUCUGGACUUUAAUCCUGAUCGCUACUUACAGGAUAACCCUGCAUCAGGAGAAAAGUUUGCCUAUGUGCCAUUUGGAGCUGGGCGUCAUCGUUGUAUUGGGGAAAACUUUGCCUAUGUUCAAAUUAAGACAAUUUGGUCCACUAUGCUUCGUUUGUAUGAAUUUGAUCUCAUUGAUGGAUAUUUUCCCACGGUGAAUUACACAACUAUGAUUCAUACCCCUGAAAACCCAGUUAUUCGUUACAAACGAAGAUCAAAGUGAAAAAGGCUGUAAGGAACUAACACAUGACACACCACUGUAAGCUGCAAAAGCAUUAGAAGAGAGCAAAGUUAAAAACAACUCGCAGUGUGCUGUUUUUUUGAGUGUGUAAUUCUAAAAGACAGCCAGUUUAACUUUCGGUAUUAGUAUUUUAUUAACUGGUUCUAUCAACUCUAAUGGCAUUUGAAACAUUUUCUAAUAGUUUUGAUACUUAUUACAUGUGCUUUAAUGGAGCCAAGUUUAUUAGUAAAACAUUGUUUGGGAGAUCUAAGUAAUUGGCAGAUUCUAAAAAAUACAAUUUGUAGGUACUAAUUUUAACAGCAUACAUAUCUCUUGCCAAAUAAGUUCAGGGUAUUCAAAUCUUGGACUAGUUCUGCAAGUUAUAAAAGGCCCAGUGAGAUACUCGGAAGGCAUAGGUUAUUCAUUUACCUGGACAAUGUUUGUGUGUGUGUGUGAGGAUAGGAGGGUGGGGAAUAAACUCACAUUUAAAUCUUUGGAUAAAAGAGAAUACUGUUAAUUGUUUUGGUAUGAUGAUACUCGGCAAUGAAGAAGCUAUGUUGUAGAAAAAUAUAUCUUCUGAAAUUUUAACUGGAAGCAUUGGCUAUAGGAAAUUGAGAUCUAAGACCAUGACUUGAAAAUCAUGUUUUGUAAAAAUAAUAUAAUUAUUAAUGCUAAAGACUACUCAUGUAUCUUGACCUAAUUAUUGAUUACCUAUUUAUCUAUCUGAUAAAUAUGUAUCUGGUUCUAUAAGGUCACAUGUGUGUGAAAAUCCAAAGUAAAGUCCUUAGGGGACAAAUUUUCUUUCUCUUAUUUGACUCAAGGUUGUUCCCUGCUUCCUCUCUAGAAUCCAGUUAUGAAUGUUUCUGUAACUACUUUUGUUGAUUACAAUGGUUAAGCUUUUUUUAAAAAAUAAAAAAUCAGAGAUUAGAGAACUCUGGCUUUAAGUUAAUAUGAAGCAGCAGGGUCCUUGGGAGUACUAUCAGUCACAUUCUGUGAAGCCUGUGUUCAGACAGGGGCCUCACCUUAUCAGAUACUUGUAAUUUGACCACAUAGUCUUUUUAUUAGAUGAGGCCAAAAUACUUGCCCUUAUGUAUAUAAGGAGGCUGGAAGACUCAUGUUAAACUGUAAUUGUGAAGGCAAAAAUCUAUGCUGUUAAUUUUUCACAUUAAAAUUCUCUUUGAGAAAUAUAGAGUCUGUAUUCGUGAAUUGUAAAAUGUAUGCUUCAGUGAGUAGAGUUCAGGGAAUCUAGGAACUUGGAUGGGGAGUUUCAUCUUUAUUUGCACUAAUUUCUAACUGUAAGUUAGUAUUUCCUUCAUUUAUGAAUUCAGGCAACAAUCCACAGUAGUAUUAUCAGUACCCAUGAUUCUGUUAAUAAUAGAAGGUACAGAUGUUUUCAUAUCACAUUACAGAUGGAGCAGAUCUCUUGAAGUAUCUUUCACUUUCAUCACUAGUUUGAAAUUAUAGUAGUUAUUAGACCUACAGCUAUAUUUUAUUUAAUGCUCUAAUCUUAUUGAUAUCACAAAAUUUUUAAAAAGUUUGACAAUUAUUUCUAUAUAAUUGAUUUCUUGUGCAAUCCUAUAUAUUUUGCAUAAAUAUUAUUCUGAAAAGGGAUCCAUAUUUUCACCAGACUGCUAGAGAUUCACAGCACAAAAAAAGUUAAGAAGCCCAGGUAAGGCUAUCUUGUUUGGUGAAUAGUUUUAGAUUUCAGCAGAUUUAGUCUUUAGAUUAUUAAGAAGCAUGACAAAUGUGACUGCAGAAGACUGAUAGUACAAUAGUAAGGAGGGCUGAUGGUUGAGCAGGGGAGUGGCCUCAGCUUGAUGAGAGCACUUGUCCAGCUGCUCUUUUCUCCACGAGCUCCUAGAGCAGAACAGCCUCGACUGGAGAGCCAUGCUAGCUGAAAAAGGUUUUCAUCCACAACCUUCCCCUUCAACUAACUACUUUAGAAUACCUUUGCUACUUCUAGAACUCUUCUUAUUGGAACCCAGCUGCUAAUAUGGAAAGUUUAAGUAAUUUGAAAUUUCCAAGAAUGUACAACUUGCUACCAUGCCUGUCUGUGUUGGUAUACAUCAAAGGACAUCAUUAAUAAGACAAAAUCCUCUGGAUGAAGCAUCAGGUACUGCUAACUCCUCUUGCUGUUUUAGUGAGUUGCCAUGUUACUGGGGAGGACUCUAGGUAAGAAAUAGCAGUGGGAUCUGUAUUGUCUCUGUGAGAGCUUCCCAGUCUGAGUAUGGCUUGGACAGCAGGAGUACUAUCUAAUUCUGCUCCACUGUGAUUAAUAAAAUUUAAGAUUCUUUAAGUGAAA
Messenger RNA from Cynocephalus volans (Philippine flying lemur), 3940 nucleotides. RefSeq names its product lanosterol 14-alpha demethylase. Bases 130 to 1641 code for a protein of 503 amino acids. The transcript has 10 exons. Lineage: Eukaryota; Metazoa; Chordata; Mammalia; Dermoptera; Cynocephalidae. The record is from RefSeq and is a predicted model, not a curated record. Gene Ontology annotation, molecular function: heme binding; iron ion binding; monooxygenase activity.